GGGAGGCAUUACUCUGGAGCGAACAAGCAGAUCCCACAAAUUUCGAGACAACAUUAUGGCCACGUGCUGCAGUUACCGCUGAAAUUCUCUGGUCUGGGAACUAUGAUAGUACUGGCGCAAAGCGAGAUGUCAAUGAAGCAUUGCCGAGAUUGACAGAGUUUAGGUUUAGAUUGGUUGGGAGAGGUAUUCGUGCAGAACCGCUGCAGCCAUUAUGGUGUGCACGAACCGGAACUUGUGAUCGUCCAUAA
Molecule: messenger RNA, 248 nt
Organism: Ambispora leptoticha
Lineage: Eukaryota; Fungi; Glomeromycota; Glomeromycetes; Archaeosporales; Ambisporaceae
Source: the annotation of a GenBank genome assembly